AUGUGCCAAGAAUUACAGUGUUCAAGUGAUAAACAACUAAAAAAGGGUCUUGUUUAUAAGGCCAUCAUCAAAGCAACCAAGAAAGGGAUGAUUGAGUUUGUUACUGCUAUUUGGAGCGCAUGUCCUGAACUUGUGUGGGCCGAGGAAGUGUUCACAGGGAGAAACCCAUUUAUGUGCGCCAUUCUAUACCGUCAGUAUGAAAUAUUUCGUCUUCUGUACUGUUUCAGUUUAAAGGACUCAAUAUUAGCGGCAACAGAUGGCGGAGGAAAUAACAUAUUACACAUGGCGGCGAUGACAGAACCUUCCGCCAGACGUAAUACUAUUCCAGACGCAGCUUUUCAUAUGCAAAGAGACCUACAAUGGUUUAAGGAAGUGAAGAGCAUUGUCAGUCCUUCCUUAAUAGAAGCUGAAAACGACGAUGGUUUUACACCUCAAGAUUUGUUUGUAGAGAACCAUAAGGGCUUGGUUGAUCAGGCAAAAAAUUGGAUCAAUGAGACAACCUCUUCUUGCACAGUGCCAGCUAUUUUAAUUGUUAUUACUAUGUUUGCAGCAGCAAUUACAGUUCGAGGUGGUAACAAUCAAAAUACUAGCUUGCCAAUGUUCUUAAAGGAUAAGGUGUUUAUGCUCUUUAUGCUAUCCAAUGCACUGUUCCUAGUUUCUGCCACAACAUCACUAUUAGUGUUUCAUACAAUCACAUCACGUAAUUUAGAGGAAGAUUUACUCAUAUCCUUACCCCAAAAAAUGAUAAUAGGCCUUUCAUCUCUUAUCUUUUCCAUAGCACCCAUGAUGGUCAACUUUUGUACCUCACUUUCCAUUAUUCUAGACGGAAAUUUAUGGGUGGUCAUUCCUAUCAUUUGUCUUGUUACUGUUUCUGUCAUCCUAUUCGCAUGGAAACAAGUUCACCUUCUUCUUGCCAUGGUCGCUUCAACUUAUAGACCAAGAAUCUUCGACAGGAAUGUGAAGCCUUGGAUGUAAGCUAUUUCAUUGUGCGUACUGUUCCUUUAAUAAUUGUAGGGCCAAAAACUAAGCUCUUUUUUUUCUUAGAAAGAUAACUGAUGAACUUUCAGUUUGUGAUUGAUAUCAUGUGUUUUUUUUCUCCCAAUUUAGACCUUUUGUCUUUAAAUCAAAUAAA
Quercus lobata is the source of this 1132-nucleotide messenger RNA. RefSeq lists its product as uncharacterized. Lineage: Eukaryota; Viridiplantae; Streptophyta; Magnoliopsida; Fagales; Fagaceae. Bases 1 to 975 code for a protein of 324 amino acids. The transcript has 2 exons. Gene Ontology annotation, cellular component: membrane. The record is from RefSeq and is a predicted model, not a curated record.